CCUCUCCGCUAUAGCCUCUUAAUCCCAUUUAUUUCGUUGCUCAUUUAACCGAGCAUCUUACUAUUAGAAAAUGAACAAAAAUUCAGAAUUACUGAAAUUGACAAUAUUUAAUGAAGAUUUUGAAGAAUACUAACUAUAACACUUUUAGAAAAUUUUGGUGCUACAAUUAUCUCGUAACUUAAUGCAAUGCUCAAUGUGACACAUGUAGCAGAUUUUAGUGACCAAAUCGAUAAUUGAGCCUUUUGUCCUCAAUUGCUAACCGAGAAAAUGACAUCAUCAAUGAAACCUAUAAUCCCUUCUCCACUCCAAACUCUCUUCUUCUUUUUCUUCUUCAAUCAUUCCUCCUUCCUCUCCCAUUUUUAUCUACCCAGAUCUUUCCCUCCCACCAACCAAAUAAUUGUGAAACCCCAUCCCCAAUUUCUUUACUUCCUCUACUUCCACAAUUCCCAACUUCCAAUUUCGUUUUCUCUAUACCCAUCCGGCGAUGACGUUUGGCGAGUCAUACGGGGAUUACGGCGGAAUCCGACGACCCACGGCGGCGGCGCUGGAGAGCUAUCCUUCCAGCUGUGCGGAGGAAUCCCUGCUAGUCAACGAAGACGAAGAAGAUUGCUCAUCGGGAGCUUCCACCCCUCCUUUGUGGAGGACAACCGACUGCCCAGCCUCCACGGUGCCGCCGGCGAGGCAGGGGACGGGUAAUGAGAACCAUUACCAGAGCCUCUCCCCUGCUUCUAGAGCUCAGGCGAUCGCCAGAGGACAGAGGGAACUGAUGGAGAUGGUGAGUAGAAUGCCCGAGGGCUGCUACGAGCUGUCGCUGAAGGAUCUAGUGGAGCACCAACUACAAAUCGGAAUCGAUCCUGAAGAUCGGGAAGAGAAAUUUCCGGAGAGAAAUUCGAUCCACGACGGAGGAGAGAUUGGUCGGAAUUUGAAAUUGGGAAAGAAGAAGAAGAGCGAUAUCAGCGAGAAGAGUUACAAUCCGGCGGCGGCGGCGAAGAUGACUAGAAGUGGGAGCCUGGAAAACGGUGGGUUUAUGCUGAAAAUGGGUUGUCCUGUGUAUUUCCUAAGAUCGAGGAGCAAGAAGAAGAAGAAGAAGCAGGGGAAGGGGAAGGGCGGAUCGGCGGCUUCUUUCUCCGGCGGCAGCCCGAAGGACGGAAGGGUUUCGCCGAGGCCUCUGCUGGUGAAUGGGUCUUCUGGUCCUGCUGCGGUGGGUAAAAUUGGCGGCGGUGGUAAGGCGGCGGAGAGCUGCUGGUGGAAAGAUGGGUGUGCGGUGACGGUGGAGGCGGAGGCAGGGGAGAGCUGCGAAAGUGCGGCAGGAUUUAGCAGCAGCAGUAACAGCAACAACAGCCAUAGCUCCAAAAGCAGCCGCGGUAGCAACGGCAGUAGACACGGCGGCAAUAGUGGAAGAAAUAGCGACAGGCGGAGAAGCGGUCUUUCCUGCCUCUCCCUUUUCUCCAGCAAAGGUAAAGUAGCAGAGUGAGGGAGUAAUAUGGGUCAAAAUUGGGAAAACCCCAGCAGUCCAAUUUCGUAACACACGACGGUAAAAACGAGCAGUACAUAUUUGAGAGGGACGACUCAUCUCUUACAAUAAUAUGAUUUUGUUGAUAUAACACGGUAGAAAUGAUAAUGCAAAGAAAGGAACAAAUCUUUUCAUAUUGUUAAUUGUAGGGUUCUUGUAAUUAAAUCCCCCUUUACUCAUGUGUUUUGUUUCUCUUUGGCACUUUAUGAAUGCUAUCUAUUUUUGGGGAUUUAGGUGCUGAUGAUGUUGAUGUGUGUAUUUGGGGUUUAGGUACCAUUUUUUUUAGAGAGGAUUGUCUGGCUCCAACAAAUCAGAUAUUACAUU
Molecule: messenger RNA, 1837 nt
Organism: Linum trigynum
Lineage: Eukaryota; Viridiplantae; Streptophyta; Magnoliopsida; Malpighiales; Linaceae
Source: the annotation of a GenBank genome assembly